GAAUUUCUUGCCGUGUGUUUGGAAAAUUGUUUUUGACCAAUGUAACUUGUUUAGUUAAAUCAGUGUUUUUUUCUUAUUUAGUUUUGUUAAAUUUAAUUGUAAUUAGGAAUAAUUAAUAUAAUAAGUUAAUAUGGCUGUUGGUAAGAAUAAGGGAUUAGCCAAAAGUGGUAAGAAAGGAGCCAAGAAGAAGAUUGUUGAUCCAUUUACCAGAAAAGAAUGGUAUGAUGUCAAAGCUCCUUCCAUGUUCUCGGUUCCUCACAUUGGUAAAACAAUUGUUAAUCGGACACAAGGAACUAAAAUUGCUAGUGAAGGAUUAAAGGGACGAGUGUUUGAAUGUUCUCUUGCUGAUCUUCAAAAUGAUGAGGUUGCUUUCCGUAAAUUUCGUUUGGUUGCCGAAGAAGUUCAAGGAAAAAAUGUUUUGACCAAUUUUCAUGGAAUGAAUUUAACCACAGAUAAACUUCGAUCAAUGGUGAGAAAAUGGCAAACUCUUAUUGAGGCGAGCAUUGAUGUAAAGACAACCGAUGGUUAUUUGCUACGAGUCUUCUGUAUAGGAUUUACCCGUAAACCAUCUGAUCAAAAAAGGAAAACAUCAUAUGCUCAACACACUCAAGUACGAGCAAUUCGUAAAAAGAUGAUGGAUAUUAUUACAAAAGAGGUUAAAGAUUCUGACCUUAAAGAAGUUGUAAACAAGUUAAUUCCUGAUUCAAUGGCAAAAGAUAUAGAGAAAAAUUGUCAUCGUAUUUAUCCAUUACAUGAUGUUUGUAUUCGAAAGGUUAAAGUGCUGAAGAGACCUAAAUUUGAUUUACCAAAAUUAUUAGAGCUUCAUGGACAUGGUAAAGGAGGUACUACCGGUACCGCUGGUGCAAGUGGAGCUGCCGGUGCAGGAACAGAGCCAAUGGCUGUAGAUCGACCAGAUGAUAAAUAUGAACCACCAGUCUUAGAAUCUGUUUAAAAUGUUUAAAAUUGCCACAAUUUACAAUUGCUAAUUACAACAACAACAACAACAAAAAAACAACAACAACAACAUCAAUAUAAUAAUAAUAAUAACAACUUGGAAAAAAAAUGAAAAUUGUUAUAAUUUUGUUUUCUCAUAACAUCACAUUUUGAUAUAAGGGGAAUACAAAGAGCAAUCAAAUUGUGGGAUCUUUAAAGCUAAAUAAGAUCAUUGCUUUGAAAAUGAUGAAAACAUCUCUAUCUUUAUCUACGCAAAUAAAAUGGUCAAAAAAAAUCUCAA
Molecule: messenger RNA, 1234 nt
Organism: Panonychus citri (citrus red mite)
Lineage: Eukaryota; Metazoa; Arthropoda; Arachnida; Trombidiformes; Tetranychidae
Product: 40S ribosomal protein S3a-like
Exons: 2
Coding region: 131-952 (273 amino acids)
Biological process (GO): translation
Cellular component (GO): ribosome; cytosol
Molecular function (GO): structural constituent of ribosome
Source: RefSeq, a predicted model, not a curated record